Molecule: messenger RNA, 1680 nt
Organism: Aspergillus neoniger CBS 115656
Lineage: Eukaryota; Fungi; Ascomycota; Eurotiomycetes; Eurotiales; Aspergillaceae
Product: putative ZIP family zinc transporter
Exons: 4
Coding region: 211-1590 (459 amino acids)
Biological process (GO): zinc ion transmembrane transport
Cellular component (GO): plasma membrane
Molecular function (GO): zinc ion transmembrane transporter activity
Source: RefSeq, a predicted model, not a curated record
CUCCCUACAUGUCGAAUAGGCGUCCUCUAUUUAGACAUGGUAGGUGCAUCACGUCAUUGAGACUGCUCGCUGCCAGAACUUCCGGUGUUAUCCCUCUCGCAGAAGCUACUGCUGCUUCUGAACCGUUCGUGAGCCUGUGCCGGCGCCCAGUGCAUGUUUUCAGGUCAUGGAUGCGGCGAGAGUACAUCGUUACAUGACAUUUAGCCGAGAAUGGACGGAAACCAAAGGCCGGGUCAGACCGACCCUAGUAGUUCAGGGACUGAAUAUAUGUUCUCAUUAAUCUCCGAUAUUCCUGAAUCUGUUUUGCGGACGGAGCUUUCCCGACGGAGUUAUGCUCGGGCUUCUAACGAUGACACCUCGACUUGCGGAUCAAGGGAGCGAGGCGCCUAUAACACGCCGAUACAUGUCUUUGCACUGUUCCUUAUCCUUGUGCUUAGCACGCUAGCGUGCUCAUUCCCCGUUCUUGCUCGUCGGUUCCCGCGCCUCCCAAUCCCACGCCGGUUCCUUUUCCUUUCUAGACACUUCGGAACAGGCGUACUCAUUGCAACAGCCUUCGUACACCUCCUCCCUACAGCAUUUGUCUCAUUGACCGACCCUUGUCUCCCUCGGUUCUGGAGCGAGACCUAUCGUGCCAUGGCCGGCUUUGUGGCUAUGAUUGCCGUAUUCGUGGUGGUUCUCGUUGAGAUGUUCUUUGCACUGAAAGGUGCGGGCCAUGUCCAUGGGAGCGAAUACGACCAGUUGAUCAGCGACGUCGGCGCAGAUCUCGCAAGUGACGAUCAAGAGGAAGACAAUGACUACGGAAACGGAUUGGCCGACAAUGUCCACCUUGACAGCCUUGGGGAAGGCAUGACUCUACACUCUCCCACGUCACUUGGAAGAUCCCCGGUCAGUGGGCCUUCAGGGUCAAACAUUAAGGAUUCGGCUGUGUCUACCGAACUCAACGACAGGGAAUUCGAAGAACCAAGUGCCUUCGAAAAUACUCGCGGCAAUUCCCAUAAGAACCGGGAUGAGCAGCCGUGGCAUUCUGGUCACCGUCGGUCUCAUGGUAGCGUACAUCAGGGGACCGACCUCGAGUCAUCCAGGCAAAAUCCACAGCGCCAAUUGCUUCAAUGCUUGUUGCUCGAAGCCGGUAUUCUCUUCCACAGUAUUUUCAUCGGAAUGGCCCUCAGUGUUGCCACGGGUACAUCAUUCAUCGUCCUUCUUGUGGCUAUUUGCUUUCACCAGACUUUUGAAGGAUUUGCUCUCGGAUCACGGAUAGCGUCUUUGAUCCCUGAUCUCUUUCCCCCAUCAUCGUACAGGCCGUGGCUCAUGGCGCUUGCCUAUGGAACCACUACCCCCAUAGGGCAAGCUAUGGGGCUUGUUCUGCAUAACCUUUAUGAUCCAGCAAGUACGACAGGCUUACUCACAGUGGGAAUAACUAACGCCAUCAGUAGCGGGCUAUUAUUAUUUGCGGGGCUUGUUGAACUUCUGGCAGAGGACUUCCUGAGUGAAUCAAGCUAUGCGACGCUCAGGGGUCAACGGCGUGUCGAGGCUUGUGUAGCCGUUGCAGGAGGCGCUCUACUCAUGGCAUUUGUUGGGGCAUUUGCUUGAACAUCUCCCAGGACUCCUCUGUUUAUGAGGCAUUGUAGCCAGUAUAUCCUAAGAAAUGUCAUCAAGAAUACGACCCAGACAAGAGCUAGC